This is a messenger RNA of Penicillium verrucosum, 497 nucleotides long. RefSeq names its product signal recognition particle 14 kDa protein. Gene Ontology annotation, molecular function: endoplasmic reticulum signal sequence receptor activity; 7S RNA binding. The record is from RefSeq and is a predicted model, not a curated record. Gene Ontology annotation, biological process: SRP-dependent cotranslational protein targeting to membrane. Lineage: Eukaryota; Fungi; Ascomycota; Eurotiomycetes; Eurotiales; Aspergillaceae. Bases 66 to 467 code for a protein of 133 amino acids. Gene Ontology annotation, cellular component: signal recognition particle, endoplasmic reticulum targeting. The transcript is spliced from 2 exons.
UGAUCAUCUGCUCCAGCUUUCAGAUCUCUUAAUUAUCGCCCGCCUCAAAGAAAAUAUCCCCAAAUAUGGCCCCACAUCUGGGACACGAUGAGUUCUUCAAAUCUCUCACCGAACUGCUCUCCAAAACUUCCCAAGAAACCCACGGCUCGGUAAACCUCACUCAAAAACCUCUCAUUGAUGUGCCCGGUGCCACUACCACAAACUCCCAACCAUCUAUCCUCAUUCGAGCUACUGAUGGAAACACCAAUACGCCGAACCUCAAGAACGCAAGCAAGGAAACCCAGAUCUCCAUGAAGAAGUCUCAGAAGAUAAAGCUCUCAACCAUCGUCAACCCAGAUGACAUUGAGGCGUUCUACGUUCGCUACGCCGAGGUCUGCAAAGCAGGAAUGUCCGGGUUGAAGAAGCGAGAUCGCCGCGGCCGCAAGGCCAAGACGAAGGGCGGAGCUGCUAAGGUCACAAAGGCAUAGAUUUGCUGUUCGGUCUAUUCCCUAGCUGGC